Molecule: messenger RNA, 1606 nt
Organism: Nothoprocta perdicaria
Lineage: Eukaryota; Metazoa; Chordata; Aves; Tinamiformes; Tinamidae
Product: sestrin-2-like
Exons: 6
Coding region: 1-1068 (355 amino acids)
Biological process (GO): negative regulation of TORC1 signaling; positive regulation of macroautophagy; cellular response to L-leucine
Cellular component (GO): nucleus
Molecular function (GO): L-leucine binding; oxidoreductase activity, acting on peroxide as acceptor
Source: RefSeq, a predicted model, not a curated record
AUGGGGCUGCACCCCCAGUACCUCAGCAGCUUCUGGAAGACACAGCGCCUACUGCUCUGCAUGGACGGGCCCCUGCCCUACCACAAGCGCCACUACAUCGCCAUCAUGGCGCUCCUGAAGACGGGGGAGAACAGCUGGUCGCUGGCGGAGCUGGUGCAGGCGCUCGUGCUCCUCGCGCACUACCACGCACUCGCCUCCUUCGUCUUCGGCUGCGGCAUCAACCCCGAGGCGGAGCAGGACGAGGGGCCCCACGGCGACCGCAGCCCUGCCCGCGACGAGGGCACGGGGGUAGGCGAGCUGUCCGGAAAAGACGCCGCGCGGGAGGUGGAGGCGCUCAUGGAGAGGAUGAAGCUGCUGCGGGAGAGCCCGCUGGAGGAGGAGGGCGUCACGCAGGAGGAGAUGGCGACGCGCUUCGAGAUGGAGAAGACGGAGAGCUUGCUGGUCGCUCCCUCGGGUGCGGGCACGCGGGAGGCUCCGCGGGAGGGGACACAGGGAUGCGGGAGGCCCCGCUCACGGCGGUGUCGCACAGAUGUCGCGGACCAGGCGCUGCAGCCCGGCGUGCUCUGCUUCGUGGAGGACCCUGCCUUCGGCUACAAGGACUUCACACGCCGCGGCGAGCAGGCGCCCCCCACCUUCCGUGCACAGGAUUACACCUGGGAAGACCACGGCUACUCGCUGAUCAACCGCCUGUACCCCGAUGUGGGGCAGCUCCUGGAUGAGAAGUUCCAGGUGGUCUACAACCUGACGUACAACACCAUCGCCAUGCACUGUGGCGUGGACACCUCCGUGCUCCGCAGGGCCAUCUGGAACUACGUGCACUGCAUCUUCGGCAUCCGCUACGAUGACUAUGACUACGGGGAGGUCAACCAGCUCCUGGAGCGCAGCCUCAAGAUCUACAUCAAGACGGUGGCCUGCUACCCCGAGAAGACGACCAAGCGGAUGUACGCGCAGUUCUGGAGACACUUCAAGCACUCGGAGAAGGUGCACGUGAACCUGCUGCUGCUGGAGGCCCGGCUGCAGGCGGCUCUGCUCUACGCCCUGCGCGCCGUCACCCGCUACAUGACCUGACAGCUCUUCGCUCCCUCCUCCUCCUCCUCCCCUGGCACGGGGGGGCUGGCGAGGGGGGAGCCGGCGCCUUAAAGACUUCCCUGGAAUAUUGUCCCCUGCCUUAAGGGGCCUGGAGCUGUGCAAGGAAAAAGGGGGGCUUAUCCCCCUGCCCCUUAUCCUAGAGGAGGGGCUGCUCCCGAAGCUGGGGUGAGCCCGGAGCGCUGGUCCCUUCCUGCACUGCGGAUGCUGGGCUAUCUUGCUGCUCCAAGCUUUCCUUGGGAUGACCUGGAUAAAGCCAAACCGGGGUGGCUGCUGCUAGUGCCACCCAGCUCCUGGGCUUGGCCCCAGUGUUGCCCCUCACUAGGGCUCAUUGCCCCUCACAGGGGCCCGUCUUCUUACCAAAGAUCCCUGGAGGGAAUCUCCGACGUUCCCAGACCAGGAUUCAUCUUCCUGCCCUGCUCCCUGGGGCUGCCCGUGGUGACUGGGGUGGACUCCCUGGGGAUACCGCAGCCACGGGGACGUCUCGUGGCCUCCACAGUGCCCGACUGCGCUCCAGGGU